AGAGGAAAUCUCGCGAUCUCGCCUGUGCGUGAGCACAAACGUGAUCCUAAAGAUCCUUUCCGGUUGGUGCUCCAGACGAACAUGAGCAAGAUAUCAAGGGACAACCUUUACGAGGCCAUCAAUGCGGUCCUCACUUCCUCACAGGAGAAGAAGAGGAAGUUCACACAGUCUGUUGAGCUUCAGAUUGUUUUGAAGAACUACGAUCCUCAAAAGGACAAGCGUUUCUCUGGAACUGUCAAACUGAGGCAUGUGCCACGUCCCAAGAUGAGGGUCUGUGUUCUUGGAGAUCAAGUGCACUGUGACCAGGCCAACGCCAACAACAUCCCUUGUAUGGACUCUGACUCUUUAAAGAAACUAAACAAGGACAAGAAGCUAGUGAAAAAGCUGGCCAAGAAGUAUGAUGCCUUCCUUGCUUCUGACUCGCUGAUCAAGACAAUCCCUAGGAUCUUGGGACCAGGCUUGAACAGAGCAGGAAAGUUCCCCACCCAGGUCACACACAACGAGUCUCUGUUGUCCAAAAUUGAGGAAACAAAAGCAACCAUCAAAUUCCAGUUGAAAAAGGUAUUGUGUCUGGCUGUUUGUGUUGGACAUGUCGAAAUGGGUGCAGAUGAUCUGUAUUCCAACAUCACACUGUCCAUCAACUUCCUGGUGUCGCUGUUGAAGAAGAACUGGCAGAAUGUCCGUGCUCUCUAUAUCAAGGGAAGCAUGACGCCUUCUCAGAGAAUUUACUAAAGACUGUUGUCCUAAUAAAGUAACUACUGUGAUGGCAAA
Ylistrum balloti is the source of this 771-nucleotide messenger RNA. Its product is annotated as large ribosomal subunit protein uL1-like. Gene Ontology annotation, biological process: translation. Lineage: Eukaryota; Metazoa; Mollusca; Bivalvia; Pectinida; Pectinidae. Gene Ontology annotation, molecular function: RNA binding; structural constituent of ribosome. Gene Ontology annotation, cellular component: large ribosomal subunit. The record is from RefSeq and is a predicted model, not a curated record.